AUGAAGGGAUCAGCAGUCACAGAACUCACAGCGUGUUCAUCGUCAGCGGCUGCAGGCCUGACAAUAGGAGACACAGACACAACAGAGACGAUAUACUGGGGAGAUGGACAGGACGAAAAGAUAUACAAAUGUGCGGUGUCCGCUGGCGCUUGGACCAAAUCUACUGUCGCUGAUUUCACUCUGUUAGGAGUCCUCACGUUGAAGGACGUCGAACCCGUCAGUUUGAGCCUUUACAAAGACUCCCUGUAUUUUACCGACAAGAAACACGACGGAUUGGUUCGCUUGUCUACUUUCAUCCUCUUAUUCGACACCGUGGAAGAGGUACUGAUGACAGAUAGUACUCCUGGCGGACUUGCUGUGUAUAACCGCAACAGGACAUCAGCGUCUGGAGCAAAUGGAUGUUCGGUCGACAAUGGCGGGUGUCUUCACUUCUGUUUGCCUACGUCGCGUAGUGAACGAAUCUGUCGCUGCGCAGACAGCAAAUCGAGCGAAUGUUCGCCCACAAUUAUAAGCAGUCCCCACGACAUUCUCGCAUAUUAUUCAACAUCACUUACAUUGCGUUGCGAGGUGAAUAGCAAAGGAUUUGAGACAAAGGUGGAACUACUGAAAGAAGGCACCAAAGUAAUAUCUGAAACGACAGUGAAGUCACUCGACAGUCAAUCCAUGGAGAUAGAUGCAUAUUUUACUAUUGCGUCAAUCUCGUACGAGAACAGUGGUUCGUACAGCUGUAGAGCGAGCAACGAGCAUGGGAGCUUUAUCUCAACAAACUGGACAAUUAAUGUGGUAGCGCCACCUUCGCAAGGCAGUACGUCUCCCACAGUCACCACGUCUGUUUCGGGAUCGAUCGAGAAAGGCAGUAUAUCUGCUACUGCUUCGGAAAAAUACGGGAAAAGCAAUCCAUCUGCCACUACUAGUUUUGUUGGUGUAGAAGAAUCUGGGAAAAGCAGUUCUUCUGCAACUGUUCCUGCUGUUGUUUCAGUUGUUGUUGUUGUUAUUAUCGCAGUUGUUGUUGUUGUUGUCGUCGUCGUUCUGGUAAAACACCGCCGAAACUUAGUCCGUGAAGAGAGUGUCAGCUACGACGUUCCGAAAGCUGAGACAUUCUUCAAUCCAAUGAAUGAUCAGAAUGAGGUGGCUCCACCAUCGUACGAUCACUUGCAAGAGAUUGGUGAGACGGUAUCACAGAAAAGUGAUGAUUCUUCGGGUCCGACGUACGCCAAGGCGGCCGAUCUGAAACCGCCUCCGUACGAACCUUGACGAGUCGAAUGAAGAAAAGUUUAGGGCUAGGUUUGACUGCAUGCAUGGUUUCGAAGAAUAAUGCAAUUGUAAUUAGGUUGAUUUAUAAGUAUCCAUAGAAGUACGUCAUAUAUGCACCGUAGAAAAGUGUGUAGACAACAACAAAUUGAGUUUUGUUUUUGCUUUGUUGGCACUUGAACGUAGAUACUAGC
This is a messenger RNA of Corticium candelabrum, 1445 nucleotides long. RefSeq lists its product as uncharacterized. The record is from RefSeq and is a predicted model, not a curated record. NCBI's taxonomy places the organism in Eukaryota, Metazoa, Porifera, Homoscleromorpha, Homosclerophorida, Plakinidae. Gene Ontology annotation, biological process: canonical Wnt signaling pathway. Gene Ontology annotation, molecular function: Wnt-protein binding; Wnt receptor activity. The transcript is spliced from 3 exons. Bases 1 to 1254 code for a protein of 417 amino acids.